This is a messenger RNA of Brassica napus (rape), 997 nucleotides long. RefSeq lists its product as uncharacterized. Bases 141 to 770 code for a protein of 209 amino acids. NCBI's taxonomy places the organism in Eukaryota, Viridiplantae, Streptophyta, Magnoliopsida, Brassicales, Brassicaceae. The transcript has a single exon. The record is from RefSeq and is a predicted model, not a curated record.
AAAUAUAUUAUUUUCCUUAUCCUUUAAAUACGCUCAACUUCUUUCUUCCAUUGCAACCCAAAAUUACAAGAGUGCGACUACAGACGAGCAAAAGAAGAAGAACAAAAAUAUAAUAUCCUCUAGGAAAUUUUUUUUUUUAAAUGGAAGCUUCUAUACCAAAGAGAGACUUAUACACAGAAAUAGAACAAAACGCUCAAGUCGCAGCCAAGAGACUUUGGAAAGUCGUGCGGAUCGUCUUCUGCGUUUUGAAAACCGGUACGGUCAAAAACAAGCUCAUGCUUGACUUAAACCUAAUGCUCAAGAGAGGCAACAAAGCCAUCACUAACCUCCGCCGCCGACGUUCUAGCUUCACUGGCGGCGCUGACGUUACCUCAUCCGCACGCGUCCGUGACUACGAGUUCAGCUGCAGUACCACCCCAGCGAAUGAUCCUUUUGCCUAUAGGUGCAAACGCAAACGCCGCGUCCACGGCGGUAUUGACAAAGAAGACGCGGUGACGGAAGCGGUUAAGAAGGUUUUUGAGUUGUUAGGAGAGAAUGACACGAAUGCGGCGGCCAUGGUGGGGGUAGCGGCUGGAGAGUCUCCAUUGAUGGCGUUUCCAGCGGUGAGAGUGACGGAUUCACCGUUUCCAUUAGACGACGGAGGAGACCAUGAUCACGUGGUGGAUAAAGCGGCGGAGGAGUUUAUAAAGAAGUUUUAUAAGAACCUUAAGUUGCAAAAGAAGAUGGGGAACGCGUUAGAGUCGCCGUACCACGACGGUUGGGUUAGGUGAUGCGUGCCUUUAGUGACCAAAGAUUGCUUCAUGACUCAUGCACAAAUGAAAUAAUAAGGGCAAUAUUGAGUGGAACAGUGAUUUUCAAGUUUUCUUAGAUAUAUUUCCCUUCGAGUGUUGUUGUAUACUUCGAUUUGACUUAUGUUUGUCUCUUCGGUAAAAUAUGUAAACAUGGCUGUGUAUAUAUUUUCUUAUCAUAGUGAAAAAAAAUACUAUAUUGGUGAGUC